AUGGAGCAGUUCAUCGACAUCGUUUCCCAGUACUUCCCAAUGCUUGAUGUCCUUCGCAAUAUGGAAAGGCCCCGAAGACUUGCUACCAACGGCGAUAUGUCGCCUCCAAGAUUGUCACCUGUCGAACAUCUUCUUCGCAACAACCCCGAACUAUACAGAGGGUUAGAAAAGGCUGCGCUGGCAACGGGUCACGUAGAAGAGGGCAUUCGGCGUCAACUAUACCACGCGCAGCAGUCUAAGGAGUCGAUGAGAUCAGAGCUGGCUAAAAAGAAAUCGGACAUCCGAUCACUCACUCAGCAGAUACAAGCUCUAAAUUUUCAGCCAAACAUUCUCUCUGACGACGAUAUCGCACAAAAUAUGAGACGGCUCCUACAGCGACUUAGAAACUGGUCCAAUACCUACUUUCGCGACUUGGAUCAGCUGAACAAACUCAGGCAGAAUCUCGAGCGCAAUGGAGCAAUGUUUGUACCUCGAGGCCCACAUGAGAUUCCAGCGUUUAUCGCCUCUGUCGUCAGCCAAAUUCUGUUUCAGCGCAUAUUCAGUUCAUACCUACUAGGAAUACCCAAUGAAGAAUCGGCAAGGUUCGUGUCUAUUGCAGAGACACUACGGCAGAAUUGCCCCGGAAAUGUUGAGCAUCACUGGCGCACGGCCACAAGCAUGGCCGUAGAGAAGCUUGGAGAUGAGCAAAGCGACAUAAACAUGGUGGUAUCUCAAGUGGAGAUAAUGCUCUCGCAGUACUAUUCCGUUGAAGGGCCCACUGUGGCCAUGCGAUUGCGUGCCCUUGUGCGGGAGUGUAUGCAGUUCAAGCGCGAUCUAGAUCGUCAACUGAGCCGCUAUCAUUUCUUUCGCAGUGCGUUGGGAGAUAAAUUUACCCCGGAUUAUAUGCAGCAGGCUAUGCCUUUCCAGGAGGUUGCAAGUCGUGUUCAAUGCACGCUGUGGCCGGGCUUGUACAAAGAGUCAACGAGCAGGGCUCUCGUUGUAGUACCAGAGACGGUCCUGGCUACGAAAGAUGCAGAAGAUCAGAGCCCAGCCUAUACAGAGGUGUCAAAAACCCUUGUUCUAGGUUUGCAGGACGUGUCGGACCACCUAUCGGACAGUGGGCAGAGCGUCGAUAAUGAAGGUGUUUCCUGCAGGGAUAUGGCCUUUGGCAUUGAACUCGGAGGAGAUACUGUGUGA
Aspergillus neoniger CBS 115656 is the source of this 1176-nucleotide messenger RNA. RefSeq lists its product as uncharacterized. The transcript has 3 exons. The record is from RefSeq and is a predicted model, not a curated record. The coding region runs from base 1 to 1176 and encodes 391 amino acids. Lineage: Eukaryota; Fungi; Ascomycota; Eurotiomycetes; Eurotiales; Aspergillaceae.